AUGACCAUCCUCGGUUUCUGUAAUUUGGCAGCACCAGGCAUUUGGGGAGCCAUGAAUUCUCUAGGAGCCGGUGGAAGUCAGUCACCGCAGCUCGUGAACGCGGCUAAUGCAUUGACAUUCUGUCUCAUGGUCGUGUCCUGUUACUUCUCAAGCAUCAUAAUUCGCUAUAUCGGAGUCAAAGGUGCUCUAGUUUUUGGAACAAUGGGCUACGCCCCAUAUGCGGCUGGUCUUUAUACAAACAACAGAUAUGGUACCACCUGGCUCGUUAUCCUGGGUGCCGCCUUGUGUGGCAUAUCUGCAGGAACCUUUUGGGCUGUAGAGGCUGCCAUUGCCAUUGCCUACCCAGAACCUUGGAACCGUGGAAAGUCUCUGGGCUGGUGGUUGACUUUCCGUGUCAUGGGGCAAAUCAUCGGCGGCGCCAUCAAUCUCAGCUUGGAUAUCGACAGGAACAAGGCAGGCAAAGUGUCUUAUACCGUCUAUAUUGUUUUCAUCACGAUUCAAGCCGCUGGAGCUCUGAUUGCUCUUUUGCUCAACAGACCCCAGCAUGUACAGCGUCAAGAUGGCAAAAAGGUCCAGUUGGCUAUUGUCGAAAACCCCUGGUACGAGAUCAAGGCAACAGCGAGGGCAUUCAUAAAGCCUCAUUUUCUCUUGAUCGUCCUCUGGAUUGGACAGGCUGUGUUUUCGGAAGCCGUCUAUUUCACCUAUCUUUCUUUAUGGUUCUCCGUCAGAGCCCGAGCACUCGGCUCAUUCUUGGGUGGCAUCGUUGCUGUCAUUAUUGGAAAUCUGACUGGCUGGUUUCUCGAUCGUACAAAGGUUCCCUUGAAGAUUCGCGCCAGAUACACUUUCUGGUUCAUUGUUGUAACCCAGGGCGCAUGGUGGCUUUGGGCCACAGUGAUUUCCACACGAUACAGACGUACUCUGCCCACGUAUGACUGGGAAGAUUCUGGCUUUGGAUCAGGCUUCGGUGUCUACAUCUUCCUGACCUUUGGAUUUCAGAUCAAUUACCUCUUUCUCUAUUUCAUUGUCACCCACUUAGCCAAGGACCAAGGCGAAGUUAUUCGAUAUGCAGCCCUGCUACGAGGUACCGAGUCUGCUUGGCAGGCUGUCAGUUAUGGCUUGACCUCCCUGACGGUAUUUGCGCAAGUCGGUGGAAUCUACAUGAACUUUAUCCUGUGGGCUAUUGCCAUUCUCCCCGCAUGGCUGGUAGUGCGACACAUUGGCAGCAAGGACGGACAGUGGGAUCGAGAGUCGAGAGGGUCAGACGAGUCACCAGAGGUUCUGGUUACCGAGGAGACCGUUACCGCAUCAAAGGCUCAUGAGGAAUAA
This is a messenger RNA of Trichoderma gamsii, 1326 nucleotides long. RefSeq names its product major facilitator superfamily transporter. Gene Ontology annotation, molecular function: transmembrane transporter activity. Bases 1 to 1326 code for a protein of 441 amino acids. NCBI's taxonomy places the organism in Eukaryota, Fungi, Ascomycota, Sordariomycetes, Hypocreales, Hypocreaceae. The transcript is spliced from 5 exons. Gene Ontology annotation, biological process: transmembrane transport. The record is from RefSeq and is a predicted model, not a curated record.